UUCACCCUCUUUUCUUACCCUCAACAGGGUCUUUGUGACAAUCUCUUGCUGUGCGUUGUACGAGCCUGGGAUGUCAGCAAACCUUUACUAUUCUGUCCAGCCAUGAAUACACGUAUGUUUGAACAUCCCAUUACCCAGGAACAUAUAACAAAACUAAAAACAUGGGGUUAUCAUGAAGUACCAACAGUAGCGAAAACUUUAAUGUGUGGCGACACGGGUAACGGAGCUAUGGCCGAAGUGGAAACAAUUAUUGAAAAUAUUUUAAGUAAAUUUGAAAAUGUUAAAAAUGUAUAAAUUGUAUUUUAAAAAAAAAUGUGUAAAUAAAAAUUAAAUAUUUAAAUAAAAACAAAAUACUUCAAAAAAAAAAAAUCUUCUAAAAUGGAUACCAAAGUUUGGAAGAUUUUUUAGAAAUGUAAUUUUAAAACAAAUGUAUUAUUAUUAUUAUUAUUAUUAUUAUUAAAUGUAUUUUUAUUGAAUGAUAA
Messenger RNA from Lucilia cuprina (Australian sheep blowfly), 482 nucleotides. Its product is annotated as phosphopantothenoylcysteine decarboxylase-like. Gene Ontology annotation, cellular component: phosphopantothenoylcysteine decarboxylase complex. The record is from RefSeq and is a predicted model, not a curated record. Gene Ontology annotation, biological process: coenzyme A biosynthetic process. Lineage: Eukaryota; Metazoa; Arthropoda; Insecta; Diptera; Calliphoridae. Gene Ontology annotation, molecular function: phosphopantothenoylcysteine decarboxylase activity; FMN binding. The transcript has a single exon. The annotation marks the transcript as partial.